AACACUCGAAAAGUGACCACAUCCUUGUAAGGUGACCUACAGCUAGUGCGGUUACAAAAUGAUUAAACUUCUGUUGUUUUUAGUGGUUGUUUUUUCUGUUGUCGUAUUUUUAUAGGAUGUUACACGAGCAAGACUCUGAGUUUCAAUUCAAUAUGUUGCGCAGAUGGUUAAAUUAUUUUAUAGGAUUAAUAGUUAUUAUAAGUUAUGGAGAUAUUGAGUGUGGCACAGUCAUAACAAAAGUACAACCGUCAGAGCAGGAGUGCGAGUUCCCGCCGAAAUUCGAGGAAGAUCUCUCGCACCUGCGGCGCAAGCGGCUCACCACCGAGAACGGGCUCGUGUGUCUCGAGGACUACCCCUACACCGUCUCCGUCAGACUGCACAGUAAGCACUGGUGCGGCGGCGCGCUCGUCGGCAAGGAGUGGGUGCUCACCGCGGCGCAGUGCUUCGAUUAUGUCACCAAAGACGAGGUGACAGUGCGGACCGCGUCCGUGUUCCGCGACUUCGGCGGCAAGAUCUACGCCGUGCUCGAGAUCGCGCGCCACCCCGACUACAGGAUCGACCAGUACUACCCCGAGCACAACCUGGCGCUCAUCAAGCUGAACAUGCCGGUGUCGCUGGGCAGCCGCGUGCAGCCCGUGGCGCUCGCCGCGCCGUCCGCCGAGGGCCCGCCCUCCUACGGACACGUCGUCGUCACGGGAUACGGCUCCAUCUCGGGGCAGAUCCGCGAGGGCCAGAACCAGGAGCUGCGGCGGAUGAUCGUGCAGGACGUGCCGCGCGCCUCGUGCCGCCUGCUCUACGGCAACGGCUACCGGCUGCAGUCCGACCACAUGUGUCUGCAGAGCACCGUCAAGGGCAUCGCUCUGUGCGCUGGCGACACGGGCGACCCGGCCGUGCACUUCAGCGGCGCGGCGAAGAGCGGCACGCUGUACGGCGUCGCGCUCUUCUCCGGCACCGAGGAGUGCACCUACAAGUCCAAGCCCGGCGUCUACGCCAAGAUAUCUCACAGCCGCGUGUGGCUGGACUCGGUGCUGAAGGCGAUCCCGGUGAGCUCGGUGCCUGCCGACAGCGCCGACAGCAGCGACAACGUCAUCAUGCACGACAGCGAAUAAACCAAUACAAUCA
Molecule: messenger RNA, 1122 nt
Organism: Leguminivora glycinivorella
Lineage: Eukaryota; Metazoa; Arthropoda; Insecta; Lepidoptera; Tortricidae
Product: vitellin-degrading protease-like
Exons: 8
Coding region: 117-1109 (330 amino acids)
Biological process (GO): proteolysis
Molecular function (GO): serine-type endopeptidase activity
Source: RefSeq, a predicted model, not a curated record